Messenger RNA from Labrus bergylta (ballan wrasse), 4380 nucleotides. It is a transcript of the gene gldc, whose product is annotated as glycine dehydrogenase (decarboxylating). NCBI's taxonomy places the organism in Eukaryota, Metazoa, Chordata, Actinopteri, Labriformes, Labridae. Gene Ontology annotation, biological process: glycine decarboxylation via glycine cleavage system. Gene Ontology annotation, cellular component: mitochondrion; glycine cleavage complex. The record is from RefSeq and is a predicted model, not a curated record. Gene Ontology annotation, molecular function: pyridoxal phosphate binding; glycine dehydrogenase (decarboxylating) activity; glycine binding.
AACUCUGCAGUUUGAAGGAGUUGGCAGAGCCUCCUGCAGGAAUCGCAUCAACCUCAGUGGGGGUAAACUGUGCUUGGGCGAGGGGUGGACAAGGCGUCACUUGUUGUUGUUGUUGUUGUUGUUGUUGUUGUUGCAGUCUUGUCUUGGAAAGUGAUUUAGAGAUGCAGAGCUGCGCCAAGUCCUGGGGGAUCUUCUUGGCCAAGUCGGUGAAUCCCAGCGCACCGUGCAGGCAUCUGAGUGACAAGAGCCGCGUGGCUUGGAAACUUCAGAGCAGGAUCCGAAACAGUGGGGCAUCCGUAACAACAGCAGCCCGGGCUCUUCGGACGUCUGCGACCGUCUCCUCCAGACAGAUAGAGAGGAUUUUACCCAGACAUGAUGAUUUUGCAGAGAGGCAUAUCGGUCCAGGUGAGAGGGAGAAGAGAGAAAUGCUGGAUGCUCUGGGACUUGAGACGAUCGACCAGUUGAUCGAAGACACAGUUCCAGCAUCCAUCCGCAUACAGCGGAGUAUGAAAAUGGAUGAUCCAGUCUGUGAGAAUGAGAUUUUGGAGUCUUUACAGAAGAUUGCAGCACAGAACAAAGUAUGGAGGUCCUACAUCGGGAUGGGCUACUACAACUGCUCAGUACCACCACCCAUCCAGCGUAAUCUCCUGGAGAAUUCAGGCUGGGUGACUCAGUACACACCCUACCAACCCGAGGUCUCCCAGGGUCGCCUAGAGUCACUCCUCAACUACCAGACCAUGAUCUGUGACAUCACAGGCAUGCCUGUGGCCAACGCAUCCUUGCUGGACGAGGGAACAGCCGCCGCUGAGGCCAUGCAGCUCUGCCACAGACAGAACAAAAAAAGGACAUUCUACAUUGACCCACGAUGCCAUCCUCAGACCAUUGCUGUGGUGCAGACUAGAGCCAACUACAUUGGAGUGAAAACUGUGCUGAAGCUGCCUCAUGAGAUGGACUUUAGUGGGAAGGAUGUGAGCGGUGUGCUCUUCCAGUAUCCAGACACUGAUGGCAAGGUUGAAGACUUCACAGCCCUCGUGGACCGGGCACACAAAGGAGGGGCUCUGGCUUGCUGUGCCACAGAUCUUUUGGCUCUUUGUGUGCUGCGUCCUCCAGGUGAGUUUGGCGUUGACGUCGCUCUGGGCAGCUCCCAGAGGUUUGGGGUUCCGCUCUGUUAUGGUGGCCCCCAUGCUGCUUUCUUUGCUGUCAAGGACCGCCUGGUACGGAUGAUGCCAGGCAGAAUGGUCGGAGUCACCAGAGAUGCAACUGGUAAGGAAGUGUAUCGACUUGCUUUGCAAACCAGAGAGCAGCACAUCCGGAGAGACAAAGCAACCAGCAACAUCUGCACUGCACAGGCUCUCCUGGCAAACAUGGCUGCUAUGUUCGCACUGUAUCAUGGUCCACAAGGACUCAAACACAUCGCUGAGCGGACUCAUAAUGCUGCUCUAAUUCUUGCAGAAGGUCUAAAGCGAGCAGGACACAGGCUGCACAGUGACAUGUUCUUCGACACUCUGAAGAUCAACUGUAGCGUCGCAGCCAAAGACAUCUAUGAGAGAGCUGUGCAGAGAGAGAUUAACCUGAGAGUCUACAACGAGGGAGUGGUGGGUGUCUCUCUGGAUGAGACAGUGACUGAAAGGGAUUUGGAUGACUUGCUCUGGGUCUUUGGCUGUGAAUCCUCAGCUGAGCUGAUAGCUGAGAAGAUGGGCGAGCGGGUGAAGGGGAUCAUGGGAAGUCCUUUCAAGAGGACCAGCAAGUACCUGACCCAUCAGGUCUUCAACAGUUAUCACUCUGAAACCAACAUUGUGCGAUACAUGAAGCGUCUGGAGAACAAGGACAUCUCCCUGGUGCACAGCAUGAUCCCACUGGGCUCCUGCACGAUGAAGCUGAACAGUUCCUCAGAGCUAAUGCCAAUCACCUGGAAGGAGUUUGCCAACAUCCACCCCUUCGUGCCUCUUGAUCAGGCUGACGGCUACCAGAAGCUGUUCAGACAGCUGGAGAGGGACCUCUGUGAGGUGACGGGCUACGACAACAUCUCCUUCCAGCCAAACAGUGGAGCUCAGGGAGAAUACGCCGGUCUGGCUGCCAUAAAAGCCUACCUGAACUCAAAGGGAGAGAGUGCAAGAAGUGUCUGUCUGAUCCCCAAAUCAGCCCACGGCACCAACCCAGCCAGUGCUCAGAUGGCUGGCAUGAAGGUUCAGGUUGUGGAGGUGGACAAAGACGGCAACAUUGACCUGGUACACCUCAAGGCCUUGGUGGAUAAACACAAGGCAAGUCUGGCAGCCAUGAUGAUCACCUAUCCGUCCACCUUUGGUGUGUUCGAGGAGUGUAUCGGAGAUAUUUGUGCUCUUAUUCACGAGAACGGUGGCCAGGUGUACCUGGAUGGUGCUAACAUGAAUGCUCAGGUGGGUCUGUGUCGUCCUGGAGAUUACGGCUCUGACGUGUCUCACCUCAAUCUGCACAAAACCUUCUGCAUCCCUCACGGUGGAGGAGGGCCCGGCAUGGGGCCAAUCGGAGUGAAGGCCCAUCUCGCACCAUUCCUGCCGAGCCACCCGGUGGUUGCCAUGCAAUCCGUCAACACCGGCAGCUCGCUGGGCACCAUCAGCGCCGCCCCCUGGGGCUCCAGCGCCAUCCUGCCGAUCUCCUGGGCUUACAUCAAGAUGAUGGGCUCCAAAGGACUGCUUCACGCUACAGAGGUGGCCAUCCUCAAUGCCAACUACAUGGCCAAGAGACUAGAUGGUCACUACAAGGUGCUGUUCAGAGGCAGAAAAGGUUUUGUCGCCCACGAAUUCAUUCUGGAUGUGAGGCCAUUCAAGAAGACGGCUAAUAUUGAGGCUGUGGACGUGGCCAAGAGGCUGCAGGAUUAUGGUUUUCAUGCUCCCACCAUGUCAUGGCCGGUCUCUGGCACCCUCAUGAUUGAGCCCACAGAGUCAGAGGACAAGGCAGAGAUGGACCGGUUUUGUGACGCCCUGCUCGGUAUCCGACAGGAGAUUGCAGACAUCGAGGAAGGAAGGAUGGAUUCCCGCAUUAAUCCGCUGAAGAUGGCUCCUCACUCUCUGGCCUGCAUCGCCUCCUCCACCUGGGACAGACCUUACUCGAGGGAGCACGCUGCUUUCCCCCUGCCUUUCAUCAGGCCCGAGACCAAAUUCUGGCCAAGCAUCUCCAGGAUCGAUGAUAUCUACGGAGACCAGCACCUGGUGUGCACCUGCCCGCCCAUGGAGGCCUACGAGUCUCCGUACGAGGAGAACAGAGCCUCCUCGUAGACGCUCCCCAUGCUCCACAUCAUGUCUGGCCCGAGACCUCUAAAACCUCACAGACUCAACAUCCAUUUACUCAGUAAAAAUAACGUGGGAGCUCAGAACUGUUCUAGGUAAAAGGUGAUCCUCAUACUUUAUUUUUUUAGCUCAGUCAAACUGUUUUGACAUUUGCUCACAAAUAUCUCAAAACAUAUAUUCUCAUGCUCCUAGUGUGUCGUGAAAAUAGACAGUCUUUGCUGAUAUUCCCUUCUUCCAGCUUUGUCAAAGUCAGUUCGUUAGAUCAUUUAAGACUUGUCUGUUUUUUAAUAUUAGUGCCCAAUAAAUUGUGAUUCAUCCCCUCAUGUAGAGCCUGUAGGAAACUUUUAACACAAAUGGGUGUUAACGUCUGUGAGGUGGACAUGGAGAUCAGGCUUUAUGGGGUUUCCCUCCUUGAACUUUUUCAAUGGACCAAAAGGUGCUACUUUUACUAAGUAGGUGCACCCUACCAGACUGAGGCAGCUUUGUAACACAUCUCAGAAAAACUGUGCUUUAAGCAGGGUACGGAUCAAUUUUAGACUCCACAUCGAAAAAGCUCUCAGUGCCUCAGUUUCUGUCGUGUCAAACUGCCUCGACUCUCCCCCUUUUUUCCCCAAAACUUGACAUCAUAGGAGGUACUUUACUGUAGACCUUUUUUAAAACUAUGUUAUGUUUUCUGACAAUGUUUUAAUAUUCAUUGUGACAUAUGUUGUAAGAAUAGGAGAUAGACUUAAUGUUAAAUUAAUUCUUUUCUAAUCUACAUUGUUGUCUUUAGAAAUGUUUCUGUAUUAAACGCUUGUCAUUAAAUUUGUUGAUGUAUGAAGACAAGUUUUGCAAUGCUGCCACCUAUUGGGGACUUCUAUUUGUUUCAUGAACUUCGUUGCCCAGCAAGUCGUAAAAAUGAAAAAUAAUUGAAAUCAUAAGUUUCUCAAAGCUGGCACAUUAAAAUAUACAUUGUUCUGUUUGACUUUAAAGCUCAGAUCUGAGAAAGAUUUACUCUCAGAAGAUGGAAAAACAGGCUUGUUAUUUUUUACCAAAAACGAAGAGCUUGAGCGUUUUCCCCCAUGAAUAUAUUCUGAGUGAGGAAUGCAACUGAAAUAAAGAUUGUGAUACAUUA